UCCGCGCCAAGAGCACAAUUGGCCCGCUAAGCUAAACAGUGUCUGCUUUGUGAUCCGGGAGAUGAGUUGCGCCGGGGUGUCGGCAGCUCCCUCCCUAUGGCGACUGCGCAUGGGCGCCCGGUGGCCCCUCUCAGGUGCCCCUCUGUCUGUUGAACACCUCAGCCAGGCACGCUGGCGUAUGCUGUGCAGGAGGCUGAGACAGGAGCACAGGUUCAAGACCAUCCUGGCUUGUGGGAGAAGAAUCAGCGUCAGGCCCCGCAGUUCUGGAACGACCUUAGACGACGUCAGUCGUGCCGCUGUGGAUCGGAUAAUCCGGGUGGAUCACGCAGGUGAAUAUGGAGCAAAUCGCAUCUACGCGGGCCAGAUGGCUGUCCUGGGCCGGACGAGCGUGGGACCGGUCAUUCAGAAAAUGUGGGAUCAGGAGAAGGACCACCUGAAGAAGUUCAACGAGCUGGUGGUGGCCUUCCGGGUCCGGCCCACGGUCCUCAUGCCCUUUUGGAACGUGGUGGGCUUUGCACUGGGGGCAGGGACCGCCUUGCUGGGGAAGGAGGGUGCCAUGGCCUGCACGGUGGCGGUGGAAGAGUCCAUCGCGCAUCACUAUAACAACCAGAUCAGGACGCUGAUGGAGGAGGACCCCGAAAGACACCAGGAGCUUCUUCAGGUGAUAAAGCAGUUCCGAGAUGAAGAGCUCGAGCACCAUGACCUGGGCCUCGAGCAUGACGCAGAACUGGCCCCAGCUUACACCCUCUUGAAGAGUGCCAUCCAAGCCGGAUGCAGUGCAGCGAUCUAUCUGUCAGAAAGGUUUUAAAGGAUGUCUACUCAUCCACGGCUGUCGUAGUUUAGUGAGUGACAUUUGCAGAGAAAGAACUGUACAAUUAUUAUUAUGUGAAUUUUGUUAAUAAACUAGAAGUUUUUUUUCCAAUA
Molecule: messenger RNA, 924 nt
Organism: Sciurus carolinensis (gray squirrel)
Lineage: Eukaryota; Metazoa; Chordata; Mammalia; Rodentia; Sciuridae
Gene: Coq7
Product: coenzyme Q7, hydroxylase
Exons: 7
Coding region: 62-808 (248 amino acids)
Biological process (GO): ubiquinone biosynthetic process; regulation of gene expression; regulation of reactive oxygen species metabolic process
Cellular component (GO): nucleus; mitochondrial inner membrane
Molecular function (GO): 3-demethoxyubiquinol 3-hydroxylase activity
Source: RefSeq, a predicted model, not a curated record